AUGGAAUCCAAAGAAGUAUUGACAUUAAUUAAGAACCUUGAUCAAUCAAAAACUAACGACCAGAUUGUCUUGGAUAUUUUGAAGACGUUAGAAAAAGAGGUUGUCCCCACUGAAAAGUUGCUAAGAGAGACUAAAGUUGGUGUCGAAGUUAACAAAUUCAAGAAGUCAACUAAUCCAGAGGUGGCUAAAUUAGUUAGAAAAAUCAUUUCAGCUUGGAAGGAUGUCAUUAACAAGAAUAAAUUAAAGCUGAGACAACAGCAGCAACAGCCUUCUUCAAAUGGAACCGUUGCAUCAGAUUCUAAAACAGAUGGAUCCAACAAAAAUCCUGUCUCUAGUACAGUAACCACGGAUGCCAAUGGUAGUAUAUCAAAGAAAGUCAGUAAAUUCCAAAGUUCUAAGACUAGAAAUGCAAAGAACGAUGGUGUGAACACUAUAAUAUAUCACAUUAAAUUACGUGAUAAUGUUAUUAGAGCACUUUAUGAUGCUUUAGCCAAAGAAAGUGAGCAUCCUCCAAAUUAUAUAUUACAAUUGGCCAUUGAAAUUGAAAAAGAAAUGAACAAGUUGAAUGAUAUUAUGACCCAUGAAAAACAAUACAAAGAAAAAUAUAGAGUUAUUUAUUCUAGUAUUAUAUCUAAAAAUAAUGCUGAUUUGAAAAUUAAGAUCACCAACGGUGAUUUAACACCAAAUUUCUUGGUUACAUGUGAUCCAAAAGAGUUAGCACCUGAAUCUUUGAGAAAGAAAUUAGAAGAGAUUAAAGAGAAAAACCUGUUUAAUGCACAAGGUGCUACUAUUGAAAGAUCAGUUACAGAUAGAUUCCAAUGUGGUAAAUGUAAAGAAAGAAAAGUCUCAUAUUAUCAAUUACAAACUAGAUCUGCGGAUGAACCUUUAACAACAUUUUGUACAUGUGAAGUCUGUGGUAAUAGAUGGAAAUUUUCAUAA
Messenger RNA from Maudiozyma barnettii, 939 nucleotides. RefSeq names its product transcription elongation factor DST1 (gene DST1). Gene Ontology annotation, cellular component: nucleus. Gene Ontology annotation, molecular function: RNA polymerase II transcription regulatory region sequence-specific DNA binding; zinc ion binding. The transcript has a single exon. The record is from RefSeq and is a predicted model, not a curated record. NCBI's taxonomy places the organism in Eukaryota, Fungi, Ascomycota, Saccharomycetes, Saccharomycetales, Saccharomycetaceae. Bases 1 to 939 code for a protein of 312 amino acids. Gene Ontology annotation, biological process: DNA-templated transcription; transcription elongation by RNA polymerase II; regulation of mRNA 3'-end processing.